This is a messenger RNA of Rotaria sordida, 2312 nucleotides long. The record is from the annotation of a GenBank genome assembly. Lineage: Eukaryota; Metazoa; Rotifera; Eurotatoria; Philodinida; Philodinidae.
AAUUUGAAAUAAAUGCAGUUCUACUUUGGUCUAUAUUGCAAGAAAUUGCUGAAUAUCUACAUAAUAAAGUUGAAGGACUAUCAGAAAACAUUUUAAAAGAAAUAAUAAAAAAAUGUUUAAUAGAUUAUCAAGAUCAAUCAUUGAACAAUUCGAAGAUAAACAUUGAUAAUUUAGUUUCACAACUUGUGGAUAUUUUUAAAUACCAAGCAGGUUUACUCAAUGAAUUUGGUCAUAAUAGUUUUCGAUUUAUACAUCGAACAUUUCAAGAAUAUCUGGCAGCUAAAAGUAUUAUCUAUUCUUAUGGUAGAGAAAGAUCUGAAGAUGUGAUUUAUGAAAAUAUUCGAAACAAAAUUGGUAUUCCCAAUUGGAGAGUUCCUCUUAGUAUGACAUUUGGAAUAUUAAGUCAAUCUGCUGAACAUAAUGAAUUAUUUAAUAAUAUCAUUAUAAGAUUGUUAAAAGAUGAAGAAACUUCAUCUAAUACACAAUCUUCUACACUUCUAGUACCAUUUGUCAUUAUUGAUUCAUUAAAUGAUAUGUAUUUUUUAUCAAUAGAAAUAGAAUAUAGAUUGAUUCGAAAAUUAGCUGAUAUGUUAUUAUUUGAUUAUAAAAAUAUGUCUGGUUUCUCUAGAUUAAAAGAACAUCAAGAAUUGAUUCAAUCAUAUUUCAUGAAACUAAAAAAUAAAUAUGAUAAUAAAAUUGCAGAAUGGUUUAUUGAAAAAAUAAAUCAUGAAGAAAAUAUUGCUGCAUGCGCCAAUAUUAUUUAUCAACUUAAAUGGUAUAAUCCAAUAUUUCAUGAAAUAUUUCUAAAAAAUUUACACAAUGAUUCUAUGAUUUGGAAUUGGCCGAUUGAUUCAAUUUUACAAUUUUAUUCAAAUGAAAUUAAAGAUGAAAAAGUUUUGAUUCAAUUAAAAUUCAAAGACAUAAUAAAUAAAAAUUCAAAACUAAUGAAUUAUAUUGAAAAGAAUGAAGCUUGGUUAUCUUUAAUUACAGCUCUUUAUGGAGGAUACAAAAUUUAUAGUACUCCAACAACAAUAUCAGAAUAUUAUGAAAUCGCUCAAUUUCUUAAUUUAAGUGAUAAUCAGAGAACUCCAUUUACCUUUUAUUAUCAAGAAGUGUGGGGUAGAGAUGAUCCAGCCUAUAGGAUGGCUGUUCAUCUUGAUACUGUUGUUCCUAAACAUCAUUGGAAUGAAAAACCAAUGUUUAACAAGAACGAAAUCUAUAAAGAAUCGUCGUUGACAACUAAGAUUCUAGAACUACUCAAUGAAGAAAAAUCUACAACAGACUUAAAAGAAGAAUUAAGAAAGCAAGUUGCUACUAAAAAUUUAAGUGCAAGUGAAAAAAUAGAUGCAUCCAUCGCACUAAUCGUUCUAGGAGAUUUUGAUUUCAUAAAUGCUGUUAUAGCAGAAGGAGAAAAAACAUUCAUAAAAUAUUUCAGAAAUAGAAUACAACAACUUAUUGAUGUAUUGAAAGAUCCAGUUGCAAGAUGCUCCUCACAUAUUGCCAAAUAUUUACUAAAAAUUUAUAAUGAUAUGAAAGUGAAUCAGUUGAAAUAUAAUAUUAGUUUUUUAAAUUAUUGUACAAUAUAUUUAUUCUUAAUAGCCAGCAGUGGAGGAUUACCAAUUGAUACUAAGAUAUUAGCUGAAGAAAUGAAUCAUAUUGAAGAUCAAUACAGUUUAUAUGCAGAAUAUUUUGCCUCUCAGAUUACUGGUGCUUUCGAUAGUUUCGAAGACAAAAUCACUGAUUUAUUGCAGAAAUGCAUUUUAUCAAGUAAAGUUGAUCAAAUCAUGAAAUCAUUUUUAAAAAUCAAUGAUGCAGUUCAAAUUUAUAGACCAGUUCGAGCAUAUCCAUGGGUCACAGACGUAUUUACUUUCAAAUCAAACAAUGAAAAUGAUAUACCAAUAACAUUUUUCGAUUGUUUGGAAAAUAUCAGUACAAAUAUACCAUAUCUAAUAGAUAGCAUUUUUGAGAUUUUCUUUAAAGAAGGAUAUUUUAAUAAAACACCUGAAUUAAUUUCAUUAGUUGUCUUAUUAUAUUUUGGAAUCAUGUCAAAAGACUUAGAUAGAUUUAAGAUCUACGAGAAAAUACUACCUGAAUUAGCUGAAAAGUCCGAUCCAAAAAGUUUUCUAUUUGAAAAAACUCAAUCAAUUAGUAAUUCAUACUAUAAAUCGAGAGCAUUAUAUCAAUUAGCUGAGUUUUAUGAUGAAAGAAGUUAUGAAUUGUUAAAUGAAUCUUUUACAUUAACAAAAAAAUGUUCAACAGGCAACUUUGAAGUUUCAAAUUUUGGAAAAGAUUUUUUGUAUUGUUCACUAUAA